Gastrolobium bilobum is the source of this 1949-nucleotide messenger RNA. RefSeq lists its product as uncharacterized. The coding region runs from base 284 to 1810 and encodes 508 amino acids. The record is from RefSeq and is a predicted model, not a curated record. The transcript is spliced from 14 exons. NCBI's taxonomy places the organism in Eukaryota, Viridiplantae, Streptophyta, Magnoliopsida, Fabales, Fabaceae.
GGGUUCCUUCUCUCUCUCUCUGUCUCUCUCAUUCAUAUAAUUACUUGGGACCAGCUUCCUUGAAUUGGGCAUUAAUAGCUUAGCUUGUCUUGGAGUUACAUGCCUUCAUAAGUGUCUGUUGGCAUUCGAAUUCAUGAGUAAGAUUUGAGACGAGGUUGCAGUUUAUAAGGAGCUUUCAGUGCCGAAGAUGGUGGAGAAUUGACUUUGAGCUUCUCAGAGACUCCGCUAUAGUUGUAAGCUCAUUCAUGAGGCGGAGUUGCUCUGAGCUACAUGUAGAAGCAAGAUGAUUGAGCAAUUCAUCAAUUUCGUUAUUCGACCUCCCAGGGCGGAGUAUAACCCAGAUCAGUACCUUUGGGAAAAGGAAUUCUCACUUGCAGGUAGAACAUACCAAAGGCAGGAUUUGGAGCUCAAGAAUUCCAGAGGCUAUACCUUGAAGUGUAGUCAUUAUCUCCCUUCUCCUUUCCCUGAAGAUACUUCUCUUCCUUGUGUUAUAUAUUGCCAUGGAAACAGUGGAUGUAGGGCAGAUGCUAAUGAAGCUGCUGUAAUUCUUCUUCCAUCAAAUAUUACUGUUUUUGCGCUUGACUUCUCGGGGUCAGGCUUAUCUGAUGGAGACUAUGUUAGCCUUGGUUGGCAUGAAAAAGAUGAUCUCAAGAUGGUGGUGUCGCAUUUGAGACACAACAAACAAAUAUCCCGUAUAGGUCUCUGGGGACGAUCAAUGGGUGCAGUUACUAGCCUUCUUUAUGGAGCUGAAGACCCUUCUAUUGCUGGAAUGGUAUUGGAUAGUGCCUUUUCAAACUUAUAUGAUCUCAUGAUGGAGCUUGUGGAUGUUUAUAAAAUUCGACUUCCAAAGUUCACGGUUAAAAUGGCUGUACAAUACAUGCGGCGGGUUAUUGAGAAAAAGGCAAAGUUCGAUAUUAUGAAUCUGAACUGUUUGCUGGUUGCGCCGAAGACAUUCAUUCCUGUUUUAUUUGGACAUGCAAGUGAUGACAAAUUCAUUCAGCCCCGCCACUCUGAUCUCAUCUCUGGAUCCUAUGCAGGUGAUAAAAAUAUCAUAAAAUUUGAUGGUGACCACAAUUCCUCUCGACCACAGUUCUUUUAUGAUUCAGUUUCCAUUUUCUUCUACAAUGUCCUCCAUCCUCCUCAUGUUUCUAGAGCUCACAAGCUUGAGAAAUAUUAUGAUUUGGGGGAUUUGAAACUUGGUUCUGGUGUGGAUGAGAGCCUAGUAUAUGAGAUUCUCACUAGUCUGCGGUCUGCAACUACUGAUGCUGCUAGUUCAUCUUCUGCGCUUCCAACAAUUUCCCCCACAAAAUCAGUUAGCGAACUUCUUUCAGAAAUUGCACCAGUGACUGAUGUAGAGUCCAUGGUUAAAGAAGAUGCUACGAAUGGAAAUGAUGAAACUGGCCAUGAUGAACCCACAGAUGUGCAGGAUAAGCUAAAUGGCCAGAUUGAAGAUUGUUGCUCGUAUACAAGCUCAAAUAGAGAAAGCUGGGGCAGAUGUUCUUCUUUAGGAGGCAGUGAUGAAGAAUCUUCUGCAGAUUUAAAGGCUGAUGAUAACCUCUUUCAGUUUCAGAAUACUGUCAAGGUGUUUGGAACACCUAUGCGAAGAAGCAUGAAAGAAAAAUCGUCAGACCCAAAAGAAGAAGACGACAAGAAGCAUAAGAAAAAUAAGAAGAAAAAGAAGAAGAAGAAAGCUGAAACCGUUGCAAAGAAACCUAAGAGUGACAGAUUUGAGAAGCUGGAGGCUCUCAGCAGACGCCUGCGGCUGUGUCUUCUAAAGGGAUCAACCCAUCGAAGACAAAGAUCCUCUUGAGUCUUAGACCUCUUUUGUAUCAUAGUUCAUCUAAUUGUAAUGUUUUUUACAACAUCAAUAGAAAUACUAUUUUAAGUAGUCCAUGAAAUUCAACCUUGUUUGUAGGUUCUUUCUGAACAGUGGGUUUUAUUUUAGGAUU